Adineta ricciae is the source of this 351-nucleotide messenger RNA. The record is from the annotation of a GenBank genome assembly. Lineage: Eukaryota; Metazoa; Rotifera; Eurotatoria; Adinetida; Adinetidae.
AUGGGUUCCGAAACGUCGAAAUCGAAAAAACGGGCAACACAUCUCGCUGAAGAAGAAGUCCAACUAUUAUUAAAGAACACGCAUUUUAAUCGACAGCAAAUUAUGGAAUGGCAUCAAGGUUUUCUCAAAGACUGCCCAAAAGGCAAACUAGACAAGAAGAAGUUCAUCGAAGUCUACAAACAGUUUUACCCAAGUGGCAAAGCAGAUAAAUUUUGUUCACACGUGUUCAAAACUUUCGAUACUGAUAAUUCAGGAGAAAUCGACUUUGUCGAAUUUCUCAUCGCUAUAUCUGUAACAUCUCACGGAGACAUACGAGAAAAACUGAAUAUGGCAUUCAACAUAUAUCGAUAA